Molecule: messenger RNA, 1203 nt
Organism: Mesorhabditis spiculigera
Lineage: Eukaryota; Metazoa; Nematoda; Chromadorea; Rhabditida; Rhabditidae
Source: the annotation of a GenBank genome assembly
AUGUCCUCUUUCCUCAAGGGGCUUUUCGGCAAGAAAGACAAGCACCGCAACCAUUACGAGGACAAGGAAAACGAUGAUGACCUCGACCGCACCGCCCAACGUCAACAAUUCAAUGGCCGCAGAGGCGCUCCCGAUAGAAGAUCGGCUAGGUGGGACGACUUAUCCCCUCUGAAUCGCUCGCGGCACACCGAAUUUGACUAUGGGCCGGCCCCGGUCUCGGCAAUGUCGAGGGCGCACGAUCGGCACAGCCAACGAGAGCGCCGCGGGCGACGUCAUGAAGAAGCUCGCGUCUCCAUGCAAGCGCGCUUGUUGAGCAGUGAUGACGAGGAGCCCUAUCCGACCCCGGAAAAGAUGGCGCAACUAAUAAAGACGAAUCGGCGGUUAGAGGAGCGAUUAGUCGAGUACAAGACGCGGUUGAGGCAGAAGAAUACUAAUGAAGCGGUGUUGACGGAGAAAAUCCAGUCUCUCGAGCAUCAGGUCCGGAACUUAAAAAAGGAGAACCGGCGAUUAGAGCAAGAAGGUCAACUCGGUCAAUACCGAAACCUGCCCAUGAACGUCUCACAUCAGCCACACCCGUUGAUCUAUGGGGGACGGCUCCGCGACGAGAAUACGCCAAGCACGUCAGCCCUGGAGAGCAUUACCGGUGAAUCGAUGACCAGCCAGUCGGACUACCCCGUCUCCCUUGCCCACUCCCAUCCGUUCCACGAUGCUGUGAAUCGCCAGACGCGCAUCAGCAACUUCCCGACGAGCCCGAUGGGCCACGCUGAGCCCCACUUCGCACAGCCACCCUACGCCCCAACUGGCGCCAUGCUCGGCAACGCCUUCACCAACAUUAACGGCAACAACACUCCGAUGUUCACACCGACCACCCACGACCAUGGGCACAACAUCACGCUCGGGAAUGAAGAGACACCAGAGAGGAACCUCUUCAGCGAGGAGACCGACGAGAUGAAGUUGUUUCGGCUGACCCCAUCGCACCGGGCAAAGUCUCUGGAAACCGCGCCUCCUGGAUUCGAACAACCUCGAGACGGGCAGGGCACCGGCGCACACGACUUGAGCAACGUAGCCCCGAAUGAAAUCCUCGACGACGGCUACAGCACGGCAUCCACCUCGAAAACUGUCGUCCCCGCCGAGCUGCCGCAGACGCCAAGGCGGCGCAGAAGUUUGUCCACCGGAAAUCUGACGCCGCUCGCACCCACCAUG